AAAUACAAUUUUAGACUCCAAUGAAUAAAAAAUAAUCAAUUUAGCAAAUAAUAUAUCCAUGAACAAAUCGAUUUAAACAAGAGAGAUAUUUAAAUCAAAAUAAUUUGAGCUUUAAACGAUGUUCUAAUUGUCUAGAUUUCCCUAUGGUUUAGGCCAAUAUUUCGCGGGAAAGCAACUAAACACAAGGUUGACUUCUCUGAUCUGUUCGGUUAAAAGAAUUCCAACAUGCCAGGGAAAAUAGACAUUGAAGAAAAAGAAAACUCAGAUAUUCAAGAAAGGUUAAAGGUUUUAGAAGAAGAGUAUAAAGAUGGUGAUGUCACUGAGAAGGGGUACUGGAGAAAGAAAUGCAAAGUUUUGAAUGACAUUAUUCCUGAAGGAGUUAAAAGAGAUAUCAAAGAACUGGAAAAUGAGCUUAAAGAUGAAAAUAUUACAGAGAAAGGUUAUUUUAAGCAACUAGGAAAGUUAUUGCAGAAGAUCACUGAAUCUAACAUUUUGGCAAAUGGCAAUUCUGUGAAAAAUGGCACAGAAAAAAGUAAUAUUGAGGCAAAAGAAAACGGAUCUAAUGGUAUCUCAAAAAACAACGGAAACCAUGAAAAUAUAGAAAAUGGUAAAAAUGGAUCUGUUAUUGAUGAAGAAGUAGAAAACAAAGAAGAGUUAAAAGAAGAAAAUGAUGAAAUCAAGGUAGAGGCAGAUAUUGAGACAGAGGCGAAAGCAGAAGUUGCCAAGGAGAAAAAUACAGAAAAACAGGAAAUUGAAGAGGAAGAAUCUAUGGAAGUUGAAGAAAAAAAAGACGAAGAAGAAACACCAAGUAAGAAGUCAAGAGGAAGAAAAGGGAAAAAGUCAAAUGGAAAUCAGCCUUCUAUAGCAUCUAUGUUCUCAAGAACUCCAGGAAAGAGAAAAUCCACAGCUGAUGAAGAAGUUAAGCAAGAACAAGCAGAAGAAAAGGAAACAAAGAAACCUAAAGUUGAAAAUGGAGAAAAAAGUGAAGAAAUGGAUACUGAAAAUAAAAGUUCUACAGAGGCAGAGAUUAAAGAAAUUGUGAACAAAGAACCACCAGCAAAGUGUAGAGAAUGUAAACAGUUAAUUGAUGGUGACCUGAUAAUGUUCCCUGGAGCUACAGAUGAUGCAGUAGAAGAGUAUGUUGCCUUAACAGAUCCUAAAUUAUCUGUGUUCACUGGGGAUGAGGAAGAAAUCCAUAGUUAUGACGAAAGACCUCAGCAUAAAAUCACAAAUUUCAGUGCUUAUGACAAGAAUACACAUCUGUGUCCAUUUGACACAGGCCUGAUAGAGAAGAACGUAGAAUUAUAUUUCAGUGGUCAUGUUAAACCAAUUUAUGAUGAAAACCCAGCAACUGAAGGUGGUAUCCCUACCAGGAACAUGGGACCUAUAAAUGAAUGGUGGACUGCUGGAUUUGAUGGAGGAGAAAAUGCCUUGAUAGGAUUCAGUACAGCUUUUGCGGAAUAUAUACUGAUGGCUCCUAGUGAUGCAUAUAAGCCAUUUAUGGAUACCAUGAGAGAAAAGAUCCACAUGAGUAAAGUACUGAUAGAAUUCUUACAGAGCAACCCUAUAGCAACAUAUGAAGAUUUACUGAAUAAAAUUCAGAUAACUGUGCCACCACAAGGAUUAAACAGUUUGACAGAAGAUUCAUUGCUAAGACAUUCACAAUUUGUUGUUGACCAGGUGCAGAGUUAUGACGAAGCAGCUGAAGAUGACGAAGAUCUCUUAAUUGCCACACCAUGUAUGAGGGCUUUGAUAAAACUGGCUGGUGUUACUCUGGGGAAAAGGAGACAAAUGAGAAAAGAAUUAAGAAAAACAAAGGUAAAAGAUAAGAAACCUGCCUUUACCAUGGCAGCUACAACUCCACUGGUGACCCAGAUAUUUGACAGUAUGUUUAAAGGUCAGCUGGAUGAAAAAUCAGGACAUGGCACUAAGCGUAGACGAUGUGGUAUAUGUGAGACUUGCCAGCAACCAGAUUGUGGUACAUGUAAUGCUUGUAAAGACAUGGUGAAAUUUGGUGGAACUGGCAGGGCCAAACAAGCUUGUGUAAACAGGAGAUGUCCCAACAUGGUUGUAAAAGAAGCAGAGGAUGACGACCUUUUGGAAGAGGACGAUAAUGAUUCAAAAUUAAUUAGUGAAAGUAAAGAAACAACUCCAACGAAGACACAUAAAACUGCAUCUAAUGUCAAGGCAAAACUGAGAUGGGAAGGAGAAGAACCUAUCAAAGUUGAUGGAAGAAACACCUACUAUGAAGCUAUCAGACUAGAUGAUGAUGUUAUUAAAGUGAACGAUUAUGUAGCAGUAAAACCACAAGACACUGGUAUCCCUGUCUACAUAGCCAGAAUAGCAUACAUGUGGGAAACCAGUAGUGGACAGAAAAUGUUUCAUGCACAUUGGUUUUGUCGGAGUAAUGACACAGUGCUAGGAGAAGCUUCAGAUGACCAAGAAGUGUUCAUGAUAGAUGACUGUGAAGACAUCAAGUUUGAUGUUGUAACAUGUAAAAUUAAGGUAAUAUACAAAGCCCCAGCAGACAACUGGCACAUGCUAGGUGGCAUUGAGCAUCCAGAAGAGGACCGAGUAGUAGACCCAGAGGAUAACAAAAGUUUCUUUUAUCAAAAAUGGUAUGAUCCAGAUUUAGCCAGGUUUGAAGAUCCACCAACAGAUGAAGUGGAAGUUCCUGAGAAUUUAAAACAUAAACAUUGUAUUAGCUGUUACAGACUUAAUCAAAUUAGAAAGAAAGAAAUCCCAAGCCUGGGAGAAGAAUUAGAUGAUUCUACAGAUACCAGAGUAUUCUAUAAUAGUGUUUGUCGUGAUAGUGUGGACUAUAAGAUAGGAGAUGGCUGUUACAUAGAACCUGAAGGAUUCAAUUUCAAAAUAAAACAAGUCAAGAAACCAACAAAGUCAACUAAACACAGUGCAGUAGAUGAAAAUCUAUACACAGAGGCCUACAGAAAAUCUGAGUACAUCAAAGGUUCCAAUGAAGAUUUACCAACACCAUUCAGAAUUGGAAGAAUUACGGAAAUUUAUUGUAAAAAAUCACCAGGAUCAAAACUUCCUGACAUGACGAAUAUAAGAAUUAAAGUCUGUAAAUAUUACAGACCAGAAGAUACACACAAAGGAGUUACUUCCACGUAUCACUGUGAUCUCAAUAUGUUGUACUGGUCUGAAGAAGAGGCCACAGUAGACUUUAGUUUGGUAAAAGGGAAAUGUCAAGUGCUUUACAGUGACAAUUUACAAGAUCUUCAGGCUUAUUUCCUUAGUGGUCCAAAUAAAUUUUACUUCUCAGAGGCAUACGACAGUGAAAACAAAACAUUUGAAGAACCUCCACAUAAAGCAAGGUUACUAGGAAGCAAAGGAAAGGGUAAGGGAAAAGGUAAGGGAAAGGGUAAAGGCAAAGGCAAAUCAUCUGGCCCCUCUGAGGAUGUGGAGGAGACAAAGAUACAAUGGAAACCACUCAGAUGUUUGGAUGUGUUUGCUGGCUGUGGAGGUCUGUCAGAAGGAUUUCAUCAAGCUGGAAUAGCUGAUUCUAAAUGGGCUAUAGAAAAAGAGGAACCUGCAGCACAGGCCUUCCGACUGAACAACCCAGGAUGUACAGUGUUCACAGAUGAUUGUAAUGAGCUAUUGAGACUUGUCAUGCAGGGUGAUACCACAAACAGAAUGGGACAAAAGCUGCCACAGAAAGGAGAAGUAGAAUUAUUGUGUGGUGGACCACCAUGCCAGGGAUUCAGUGGCAUGAACAGAUUUAACUCCAGAGAAUAUUCCAUGUUUAAGAAUUCAUUAAUUUCAUCGUAUUUGAGUUACUGUGAUUACUAUCGACCAAAAUUUUUCUUACUGGAAAAUGUUAGGAAUUUUGUUUCAUUCAAAAGAAGUAUGGUAUUGAAAUUGGCUCUACAGUGUUUAAUAAGAAUGGGAUAUCAGUGUACAUUUGGAGUGCUACAGGCAGGCAGUUACGGAGUGGCCCAAACAAGGAGGAGAGCUAUAAUUUUGGCAGCUGCCCCUGGAGAAAAGUUACCAUUUUACCCAGAACCAGAACAUGUGUUCUCUCCCAGAGCCAUGCAGUUAUCUGUUCAGGUGGACGAGAGAAGGUUCAUGUCUAACAUUACAAGAAUGGUAUCAGCACCAUUUAAGACCAUAACCAUCCGAGACACAAUGUCUGAUUUACCUGAUAUAAGGAAUGGUGCCAAGGCAGAAGAGAUAUCUUACCAAGGAGAUCCACAGUCACAUUUCCAAAAACUAAUAAGAGGUAGACAGCACCAGCCAAUACUAAGAGAUCAUAUCUGUAAGGAUAUGAAUGCAUUAGUUCAUGCUAGGAUGCAGCAUAUACCUUUAGCUCCUGGAUCAGACUGGAGAUCUCUUCCAAAUAUUGAGGUCAGACUUUCUGAUGGCACGAAGUCAAAGAAAUUGCAAUAUACACAUCAUGACAAGAGAAAUGGUAAAGCAUCAAACGGAAGCUUGAGAGGAGUGUGUUCCUGUGCUGAGGGGAAACAGUGUGAUCCUAUGGACCGACAAUUCAAUACUGUCGUCCCCUGGUGUUUACCUCACACAGGAAACAGACAUAAUCACUGGGCUGGGCUGUAUGGCAGGCUGGAAUGGGAUGGAUUCUUCAGCACAACUGUGACCAAUCCAGAACCUAUGGGAAAACAGGGUCGUGUGUUACAUCCAGAACAGCACAGAGUUGUAAGUGUACGAGAAUGUGCCAGAUCUCAGGGAUUUCCAGACACAUAUAGAUUCUUUGGAACCAUACUUGACAGACAUAGACAGGUUGGAAAUGCUGUACCACCUCCAAUGGGAAGGGCUAUUGGUUUAGAACUAAAGAAAAGUCUUGAAUGGAAAGCACUGAAAGAGCCAAAACAAGAGGAGGAAGAAAUUGUGAAAGAAGAAGGAGAAGAAGGGAUGGAAGUUGAACCUAAAAUUGAAGAAUCACCUGUCAAAGCUGGUUCAUCUAAAUGUUAAUAUUGGUUGGAUGUGAUGCAUUCUGGGAUAGAUAUUGAUAUGAAUUGUUGUUAAUAUUGGUUAGAUGUGGUGCAUUCUGGGUAGAUAUUGAUAUGAAUUGUUAAUAUUGGUUAGGUGUGGUGCAUUCUGGGUAGAUAUUGAUAUGAAUUGAUGUUAAUAUUGGUUAGAUGUAAGACAUUAUGGAAUAGAUAUUGAUAUGACUCCUAUGAAUUGUUACAAAUGUAUUUUAGAUAUUGGUUGGAUGUGGUGCAUUCAGGAAUAUAUAUUUAUAUGAAUCAUAUAAAUUGUUAAUGGAAAUAUGCAAAUUAGCAAUGAUCUUAUAGCCUGAAUAUUUAAAGCAAAUCCAAAGAUUUGUAUUCAAUAUUGGAAUAUGAAAGAUUAAGGUGAUGUUGCAGAAAUCAUGUUACAAAAUAGAAUUAAGGUGACUACCUAAUAUAUCGUUAUUAAAUUUAACAUGAUGCUAUAAAUAUAAUUAAGUUAUUUGAAAUUUUUAAAGAGGUCAUUGUUUAUGAUUUUUUUUGUAAUAGAACAUUCAAAGAUUAUGUACAAUAAUUCUAUUUGUAAUGUAUACAAUAUUUUUAUUAUUAUACAUUGUAUGUUAUAAUUGAUUGUGUUAUUUAAAGAUGUAUGUAAAUGAAAUAUGUUACAGUUUCGUUUCAUAAGGUGCCAAAAUAUUUAGUGCUAUACAAGAGUUAUCUCUUUUCUGUAAAGAUUCAUUUGGAAAUUAUUUUCAUAAAUUGAUUGAAACAAUGUAAUUCUUAAAUUAUUAUUACCUUCAAAAUGUAUUCAUGAUCAUGAAAUUAUAGCAUAAGUUUAAUGAAAGGAUAACUUUAGUUACAUUUUCCUUUAAUUUAUUCUACAAGUUUUGUGCAUCCUUCAUUUAGUAAAUUUGCAGUUUUUCUUGUACUUUAAAAAUGUAUGAACAGUGCUAAUAUAAAUAUUCUUAUUUAGGAAAUGAAUGAGUAUUAUCAAUUAGAAAAAAACUGGUCUCCUUACAUCAUUUCCUAUGCUACUGUAUUACAAAAAUUACAAAUCUGAUCAUGGAGUGUUCUCCCAAGGGCCUUAAAGCACCUUGGUACCCUGGUGUUAUCUUUGAUGAUUUAAUGAAGAUGGUAUAGGGGCCAUGGUGCUAUUUUUUUUUUUGGAAAGCCAGUGCUUUGCUAAUUUCUUUGGUGCUAUUUGAAAAUUCAUGGGAGAACACUGUUAUGAAGGAUUUAAAACCUUUUGCUGAAUGAAAUCACUAUAAAUUCAGAGCAAAAGAAUCAAGUUACUGGAUGCUGUAAGCAACAAUCUAUCAACCAAAUAGAUCAAUAUGUUGUAUAAUACAUUCAAGAUUUAUAAAUAGUUGUUAAAUAUACCAGCAUGUAGAUGUGUAUUAAAGAACUAAAUAGUAGCUACUACAGUUAUGCAGACUAAUUUGUAUAAAUGAAAUCACACUAAAACAAAAAUAAUGUUUUUCUUUUGUAAAGUAAUUGUAUAUAUAGAUUAAAACAUUAUGUGAAAAUCGUCAUAGAACAUUAAAUAUUUAUUCAAAGCA
This is a messenger RNA of Mytilus trossulus (common blue mussel), 6487 nucleotides long. RefSeq names its product DNA (cytosine-5)-methyltransferase PliMCI-like. NCBI's taxonomy places the organism in Eukaryota, Metazoa, Mollusca, Bivalvia, Mytilida, Mytilidae. Gene Ontology annotation, cellular component: nucleus. The transcript is spliced from 38 exons. Gene Ontology annotation, biological process: negative regulation of gene expression via chromosomal CpG island methylation. Gene Ontology annotation, molecular function: zinc ion binding; DNA (cytosine-5-)-methyltransferase activity; chromatin binding. The coding region runs from base 226 to 4950 and encodes 1574 amino acids. The record is from RefSeq and is a predicted model, not a curated record.